AUGGGUCUAAAUUGGAGUAUUGUGGAGUGUAGUUCUUCACAAGUAAGGUUCCAAAAACAGCUUUAUGAGAAGGUAGUGCUUCCAGAUGAGGAUAAUGCUUCUUCCUUCCUUCAAUGCCUGCGCCAUCGGAAAAUGCACCAGGAGUUUUCCAAGAUGUCAAUCAAAGCCUUGUCCCUCUUGGGAGAUAUCCAGAGAACAACAAUCAUGGAGAUCUUGUCACUCUGCACAGGAAUCAAUAAUCUUACCCUACAGUCCAACAACAAUGAUGAUGAUGACGACAUAGCACCUCUACUACAAGUACUGAACUAUCUUCCCCUGAUGGUACUGUCUCUGCAAAUAGAAGUCCCUCUCACUUCCACUUCAAUAUCCAAUGUUACCAUCUUCACUAAACUGACUUGUCUUAAGAUUGACGAUGCAGACAUGCUUCAGCACCUUGAAAUGGAAUGCUUCCCACAGUUGACUCACCCUUCAUUGUGGGGUAGCUUGUUCCACCCAGGAGUCAAUGUGCCAUCAUUGGUGAACAGACUUCUUAGUCAUCCAACACUUUGGGUUCUUAUAUUCUGUGUUGACUGUCACCAGCAUUUUGCAACAUUCCUUGAUUAUCACAGGAUCCACAAUCCUUGA
Molecule: messenger RNA, 624 nt
Organism: Suillus discolor
Lineage: Eukaryota; Fungi; Basidiomycota; Agaricomycetes; Boletales; Suillaceae
Exons: 2
Coding region: 1-624 (207 amino acids)
Source: RefSeq, a predicted model, not a curated record